GACAGAAGCAGAGCGCCGCGCUGUCAUUCCGCACAAAACAAAGAGGCGCAGAUCACAUGCACAUGUUUCCUCUGCCUCCUCUCGUCCUCUGCUUCUCACCGUCGAGGCUGUGAGGCGCUCUGUCUGCUCACUGCACGCCUGUAAGAUCUCGCGAGAGCUCCGGCGUUGGCUGGGGCUGGCCGUGGCUUUGCAGCAGACGGAGGGAGAAGGCAGGCAGGCAGCAUCAUGGCGGACAGAGACAGUGGAAGUGAGCAGGGAGGAGCAGCCACGGGCCCGGGCUUCGGUUCCAUGCACCUAGCGACAGGAGGGGCGGGCUCGGCUUCCGGGCUCCAGCACGAGACGCAGGAGCUGGCGUCGAAGCGAGUUGACAUCCAAAACAAACGCUUCUAUUUGGACGUUAAGCAGAACGCAAAAGGCCGCUUCUUAAAGAUAGCUGAAGUCGGGGCCGGUGGAAACAAGAGCCGCCUCACUCUCUCCAUGUCCGUGGCGGUCGAGUUCCGUGACUACUUGGGGGACUUCAUCGAACACUAUGCCCAGCUGGGUCCGAGCAACCCGGGGAUGGUACAAGACGAACCCCGGCGAGCGCUCAAGAGCGAGUUCUUGGUGCGAGAGAAUCGGAAAUACUACAUGGAUCUGAAAGAGAACCAGAGGGGACGCUUCCUGAGGAUUCGACAGACCGUUAACCGGGGGCCCGGUUUGGGAUCCACGCAAGGCCAGACCAUCGCUCUCCCUGCCCAAGGACUUAUUGAGUUUCGUGACGCUUUGGCUAAACUUAUUGACGAUUACGGCGUGGAGGACGAUCCUGCCGAACUGCCCGAAGGCUCGUCAUUGACUGUGGACAACAAGCGCUUUUUCUUUGACGUCGGAUCCAAUAAGUACGGCGUGUUCAUGAGGGUAAGCGAGGUGAAGCCAACCUACCGCAACUCAAUAACGGUGCCCUACAAAGUGUGGUCCAAAUUUGGGAAUACUUUCUGUAAAUAUGCCGAGGAGAUGAAGAAGAUCCAGGAGAAGCAGCGCGAGAAAAGAGCGUGCGAGCUGCAUCAACAAGAGGAGAUGCAGGCGGACGAUGGAGACGAGGAUUGAUACAGAGAGCCCGAGGAAAUCAAGACAAAAGAUGCAAGAGUAAUGAAAAUAACAAGAGAAAUUAUAAUGAUGAACUCUACUGUAUAAAGGAAGAAAUCUAAAGAUUUAACUGUAAUGGUUUAACUCCAAGGGAGCAUCACCCACAAUAUAAGAAACCUCCACAACCUGACAGUUCUGACAUGUUGUCACUCAUCGCUGGAUGUUACCCCACUUAUCCACCAUUAAUACAGUUAACAGGCUGCUAAACAAAGUAAUAACAUUAUAUUUGAACAUUGUUUCCUACUUGACAAACAAUAUUGAACUGAGUGUUUAUUUCCCUUAUUAACUGAAAACUUUUGUACCCGUUAAAGCUAUUGUAAAAACAAACAAACAAACAAACAAACAAACAAACAAACAAAGGAACUGUCGCCGAGUUCCUCUCCGUGUGAGCUAAAGACUUCAGCACAAAUCAGACCUUUUCACUUUUCAACCAAAUUAGGAACUCUUUGUGAAAGGUUGUCACAUGUUGGUCAUCUACUGAACCUUUACAGUGAGUGCAGAUGUGUUUCCACGUGAAUCACGAGGGCUAGGCCUGUUCUCACACACACACACACACACACACACACACUCAAAAUACUGCAAAAAGGAAUAAUAACGUAGGCAUUUUCAUCAGAUGACAGAAGUGCUCUAUGUGUCGUGCAAUAUGCAUCGCAGAAAAAACAGGAAUCACACAUAUACUCAAGUGAUCAGUGGAUCUUGACAUGAUGACAUUUGCCAGAGGCAUUCAAAGAAAUAUUAAUAUUGUAAUUAUUGUUUCAGUUGAAAUUGUUGCCAUGCAGAUGGAUAUAUUGUAGACUACCUUUUUGUCUCGUUGUUGAUGCAAUGUGUUCAUUUUAAAAAGGUACUAAAUGUGUAUUUGAUAGAAGAAGUGCAGUGACAACAUGUAGCAAACGGCCUGAAUUGCACAUUAACAUCCACUCAUACUGUGUGUGAUUUACUUUGAUGGUGUGGAGAGAAAACGGAGGCAAACUUCAGGUGAGCGUCAUUGGUCGGAACACGUGAAACCUUUCUGUCGUCAUUGUUCAGUCAUAAAAGUCUACAUGGUGCCAAGGAGCGCUGUUGCUGCAUGUUCAUCUGCACUAAGAUAGAUUUCGUUGGUCUCCCAAAAUAUUGGCUCAAGGACCCUCCUCUAAAUGCAUUGUACGAAUCUGAAGUCUGAGUCCAGAGUGGAUUGGCCCACGGUCUCCGUGUAAUUAUCCUGUGACUUGUUUCAUCUCCAUUUUGAAAAGAGCAAUCUCACAAACUUGUAUUUAACGUCUCGCCGCCGCCGCCGCCGCCGCUCUUUGAGGAGGAACAUUGAGGAGCAUGCCUGGAUGAGCCAACAUGAAGAGAAGUCACUUCUCAGCUGUUGGUCAAGUGCCAGCGAUGUGUCAGUGUGUCCGUCCUCCGGUCAGUGGGACGUCUCUGGAUACGCACUCGUAGCUCUAAGUACUCUACUCUCUAGAUUUGUAAGCCCAAAUAUCCAUGUGUGUGUGUGUGUGUGUGUGUGGGGGUGGUCUGGGUUUUGGGUGAGAUUCUUGUUUUGGUCUAAUUGUAAAUAUUUGGGCUGCCACACGGAAAACAACUGGUACUGGUCCAGUUCACUCGCAUCUCAUAGAUGUGUGAUAGCACUUUUAUAAACUCCAGAGAAACUGGCAACAAUCAGAUAAUGUCAGAUUUACCUCAGCAUUGAAUUCAAUGACUGCUCCCGUGUUUAGAUUGACUGGAAACCAGCAAACUACACUGUCCUUGACCACCUAUUUUUGGAGCCUGUGAUUGGGAGCAUCCUCUUCAGCAUAGAAACAACCUGGUGCCUUACACACUCCGCAUGCUUACACGCUGGCCUGGUGCUUUGGAUCGCAGUUUGGCUUCUACUUGUCAUUGUUUCCUCUUUCUUCCAUUCCGUUGGUGUCUCAGCCCCUUGUGUGCUAGCGCACGACUCGUGGUGCUAAAAGGUUUUUUUUACAAACUCUUGCAAAAGAGAAGAAGAAAAAAGUAGGAGCAGGAUUCUUAACUUCUCUCUGCUACCUUCUUUCUCCCCUAAUGUCAUUGCCAUUCCCGUUUCUCAGCCAUCCAGGUAUCGGCCUACAUGUAAACAUGGACGGGGGGGGUGGGGGGGUCGCGGUCACCGAGUGCGAGACGAUGCAGAAGAGUUGGCUCAGAAGCACGGAGCGCAGGGGCUGAUGGGAACAUCUCUAGUGGCGUGGUUGUCGCCUGUAGAAAAGCUCCUCCGAUGGCUUGGGUUUCAGUUUAACGUGUAAGUUGUAAGUUGCUCAGUUAAUGGGGAGUAGCAAGCAUGUCUUUUUUCUUUUUUUUUCUUUUUUUUUUCAAGUGUAGUUUUACCUUUUCAGCAUUAUUCCACAUUAUUUGUAAUUCUGGAAUGUUUUCGCCCACAAAAAAUAUCUAUUUUUUUCUGUGCAACAUUUCAUCACUGUGUGCAAUAUCGUAUGUGCCAAUGGUGGCAAUAUAUGUAUAUCAAUUAAAUAUAUGAUUACUAUUUGAAAGCAUGUGGCUGAAUUCCAUGUUUAUUUCUCAUGAAGGAGUUGUAUAUGCCUUUAUUUGCACUCUUGACUCCAUCCUGGAGGAAAACAUAGUAAACCAAGAUCUGAUCAACCUGUUGUGUGGAGCAGUGGAUGAACGCCGGUGACCUUGGCUCAUGGGUUGUUGAAAGUAUAAACUAUAAUCAAUGAAGUUUUUGUGAAAAAGAAAACUUAAGAAAUUUCCAUUUUAGCUUCAAGCUAAGAAAAGGUGCUUCUGUCCAAUCCUCAUUACGAUGUACGAUGUACGAUGUACGGUGAACUGUCCUCAGUGGUUGUUGUGUGUAGCACUUUGCUUUCCCAGGUUAAACAAACCUGACCAAUACUUGUUUAAAAUGAUCUGAAAAGAAAAAAGAAAAAAAGAAUGUUUUUCUUUUUUAAAAGAGCGUAUUUUGAUUUCUUUUUUUCUUUUUCAUUUGGUUUGAUGCAUCAAAUAUAAUUUAUGUACAUUUGACAAAUUUUAAAAUAAAUUUAAUUUACCCAUCUUCAUUUA
Molecule: messenger RNA, 4131 nt
Organism: Solea senegalensis (Senegalese sole)
Lineage: Eukaryota; Metazoa; Chordata; Actinopteri; Pleuronectiformes; Soleidae
Gene: puraa
Product: purine-rich element binding protein Aa
Exons: 2
Coding region: 226-1083 (285 amino acids)
Biological process (GO): regulation of transcription by RNA polymerase II
Cellular component (GO): nucleus
Molecular function (GO): DNA-binding transcription factor activity, RNA polymerase II-specific; RNA polymerase II transcription regulatory region sequence-specific DNA binding; purine-rich negative regulatory element binding
Source: RefSeq, a predicted model, not a curated record